This is a messenger RNA of Propithecus coquereli (Coquerel's sifaka), 1435 nucleotides long. RefSeq names its product ring finger and CHY zinc finger domain containing 1, E3 ubiquitin protein ligase (gene RCHY1). Bases 1 to 702 code for a protein of 233 amino acids. The record is from RefSeq and is a predicted model, not a curated record. Gene Ontology annotation, biological process: protein ubiquitination; ubiquitin-dependent protein catabolic process. Lineage: Eukaryota; Metazoa; Chordata; Mammalia; Primates; Indriidae. The transcript is spliced from 9 exons. Gene Ontology annotation, cellular component: nucleus. Gene Ontology annotation, molecular function: zinc ion binding; ubiquitin protein ligase activity.
AUGACUGCGCCUUGCUGUGACAAGCUUUAUACUUGCCGCUUGUGUCAUGAUAACAAUGAGGAUCAUCAGCUAGAUCGCUUUAAAGUAAAGGAAGUGCAGUGUAUAAACUGUGAAAAAAUUCAGCAUGCCCAACAGACUUGUGAAGAAUGUAGCACAUUGUUUGGAGAAUAUUAUUGCAGUAUAUGCCACCUGUUUGACAAAGAUAAGAAGCAGUAUCAUUGUGAAAACUGUGGAAUUUGCAGGAUUGGUCCAAAGGAAGAUUUUUUCCACUGUUUGAAAUGUAACUUAUGCCUAGCUAUGAAUCUUCAAGGAAGACACAAGUGUAUUGAAAAUGUUUCCCGGCAGAAUUGCCCAAUAUGUUUGGAGGACAUUCACACAUCUCGUGUUGUUGCUCACGUCUUGCCAUGUGGACAUCUUUUACAUAGAACGUGUUAUGAAGAAAUGUUGAAAAAAGGCUACAGGUGUCCAUUGUGUAUGCACUCUGCUUUAGAUAUGACGAGGUAUUGGCGACAGCUGGAUGAUGAGGUAGCACAGACCCCUAUGCCAUCAGAGUAUCAGAACAUGACUGUGGAUAUUCACUGCAAUGACUGUAACGGACGGUCCACAGUUCAGUUCCAUAUAUUAGGCAUGAAGUGUAAGCUUUGUGACUCCUACAAUACUGCGCAAGCUGGAGGACGUAGAAUUUCAGUGGAUCAGCAGUGACCACCCUAUAUCGCACUGGAUAAAACAGCAUUUUCUGGUUUAGAAAAAGGCUUUCCUUAGUAUCGUGUUGUUAUAAUGUGUUACAAUCUAUGCAUUUCAGUCGAUGCGUUUCGUACUGGUGUCAACAGUGUAAAAUCAUAUUCCAAGUACUUAGGGAUUCAGGGCCUCAUAGAAUGAUCACAGCUCUGCAUUGAAUGAGAGCCGCUGCACUCGCGCUUUGAUGGAACAUGCCUUCAUUGUCAGUUGAUUGGAAGCCGGUGAUGUUUGCCACUGAUAUUCACAUUCUUAGAACUGUGUUACAUUGUCAUGGAACUUUGCUUUAAGUGACACUGUUCACGCAGAGUUCGUUUUUAGUUCUUGAUAAAACUGCACUUAAUUCUCAGUAGUGAAUUAAGUAUUAGCUUUUUAAGGGCUGUGCUAUGAUGAGAAUAAGUUCUACCUUAUUGUUAAAAUCUAAUUACGUACGUUUUAGAAUUUUCUAAGACAGUCCUUUGCAUCCUCUAAAUGUGAAUCUUGAUGUAAUAACUGCUAAUAAAAUUAUAUUGCAACAGGGUUUUGUAGAAAAUUUUUUCUAAGGUUGUCUACUUUUGGCUCAAUUAGGGCAAUGUAGUCAAUUUUAUAAUCUAAAAGAAAUUUUCUUUUGAGAUAUUCUUCUAUGAAAGUAGCUGGGAAAAAUGUUAUGUAAAAUAAUAGGACGCUUCCAAAGCCUUAAGAAAAAGUUCAGUGUUGAAAA